AUGGCGGCGCCCAUGGAUACAUCCGGUUGAUGAGAUAAACACAAAAAUUAUAAAUAUUUUCAUUUGUUUUCUUACCAUUCGAGAUGAAUACUGAUCGCAAACGUCGAUCCAGAGUUCAAGGUGGUUGGGCUGCACCAACAAAUGUCAGAUCUGACAGAAACAAAUCUCAAGUUCCUCAAGCUCCAGCUUGGACUGGUAAAAAUGUUGAUCAAGUCCAACAUACUGAAAAGAAAUUUAUGUUCCAAGAAUCUGAAGAGGAUGUCAGAGAGAAGCCAGUUGAAAAGGUUAUAACGAAAGCUGGUGUAUGUGAUCUAAGUACAGAACCAUCAGGAGUAUCAAGGAUAAGAUUCUUUCCAAAUUUCCUGGAUCCUGCUGAGGCUGAUACAAUUUACAAUGACUUGUAUCAUGAAGUUCCUUGGCGACAAAGGUCUGAUUUUAAAAAUGGAGAGUCAUUCCUACAGCCACGACUAACAGCUUGGUACGGAGAUUUUCCUUAUUCUUACUCAGGUGUGAGACAUGAAGCAAAUGCAGAGUGGCAUUUGACCUUGAAGAUGUUAAAGGACAGAUUAGAGGAAGUAACAGGACUGACUUUCAAUUCAAUGUUAGCUAAUAUGUACCGUGAUGGACAUGAUUCAGUGGCUUGGCAUUCAGACGAUGAGCGGUCAUUAGGCCCUGAACCAACGAUAGCUUCUUUAUCCUUUGGUGAUAGCAGAAAUUUUGAGCUGAGAAAGAAACCUCCUAGUGGUUCAGAUGACUACACCUAUAUGCAACAUGCCAAAAUACCUUUGACUCAUGGUUCUUUGUUAAUAAUGGAAGGAGCAACACAGGCAGACUGGCAACAUAGAAUUCCUAGAGAAUAUCACGACAGAGGCCCAAGAAUUAAUUUGACAUACAGAGUUAUAAUCCCCGAAUGAAUAUUUGUAUUUACCAAUGUAAUUGUCAGUUUUUAAAAUGUGCUUUCAUUUUAUGUAAGGGCUAUUCCAGAAAAAAAUGUAGGGGGGUUGGAAGGCAUUUUUUGUCAGCGCCUGCCACCCAGACAAUUGUAAUUGAGAAUUAUAGUGCAUUAUAGUGUGAAAAGUUGUUCUGAUACCCAUCACCCGUGUAUUAUUAAUAUAAUGUGCCUUCCAACCCACCCCCC
Mytilus trossulus (common blue mussel) is the source of this 1138-nucleotide messenger RNA. Its product is annotated as alpha-ketoglutarate-dependent dioxygenase alkB homolog 3-like. Gene Ontology annotation, cellular component: nucleus. The record is from RefSeq and is a predicted model, not a curated record. The transcript has 7 exons. Lineage: Eukaryota; Metazoa; Mollusca; Bivalvia; Mytilida; Mytilidae. Gene Ontology annotation, biological process: DNA alkylation repair; DNA repair. The coding region runs from base 84 to 914 and encodes 276 amino acids. Gene Ontology annotation, molecular function: dioxygenase activity; protein binding.